This is a messenger RNA of Paecilomyces variotii, 2496 nucleotides long. Its product is annotated as putative rRNA processing protein Pwp1. Lineage: Eukaryota; Fungi; Ascomycota; Eurotiomycetes; Eurotiales; Thermoascaceae. Gene Ontology annotation, cellular component: nucleus. The record is from RefSeq and is a predicted model, not a curated record. Gene Ontology annotation, molecular function: protein binding. The coding region runs from base 428 to 2056 and encodes 542 amino acids. The transcript has 2 exons. Gene Ontology annotation, biological process: rRNA processing.
GACCUCCGAGAGGCCGGGGGCGGUCGAUCGAUCGGGCUGUCCAAAACUAACUUAGCGCCUAGUCUACUGUAUUCUGCCGGGCGGAAACGAGGUGUCGAACCACAGAAGAAAAUUAUUAUUGUCGGUGAAACAAGAAAGAGGCGUCGCAAGAAACGCAAUUUUGUUUCUUGUUCUGUUUCACUGUUUUAUUUACUCUUCCUUAUAGGAAACAGAGGUCGUCUACUUGUUUUCACUUGGAGGGAUAGCGGCUAUACUAGACGAAAGGGUCGAGAAGUCUGCAAAGAAGUUUUUUUUUGCCGGGUCCCCCAGCCCCGCCGUUAUCGAGACCCGUUUAUCUAGGCGGCGCGUGCGAAAAAAGGGAAAAAAAAAGUUAUUUACUCUUUCUUCAGUUUGCGGGACAUCAACAGGACACCAGUAGUGUGCAGCCAUGUCGAUGAUUACGGCCACCUCCUGGGUGCGGCGCGGAGUCGCUGCCCAGUUCCCGACCAAAUAUGAGAUCGACGAGGAGGAGAUUGGUCGGAUAUCGAAGCUCGCGAAGAUGCAGCUCGAGGAGGCCCAAGGUGACUUGAAGGCUGCGCAAGAGGAGGCUCAGGGUGAGGGUGCGACGGAGGGAAAGGAGACGGGGGAUGACGAUGUCAUGGAAGAUGAUGCGGAGAAGGAUGAGAAGUCGAAAAAAGAUCAUGACGAUGAUGAUGAUGACCUGAAGGAGUAUGAUCUCGAUCACUAUGACAGCGAUCCUGUGGAUGAGGACGGUGAGGAGAUCACAAUGUUCGGCAAUGUCAAGUCAUUGGCGUACCACAAGCCCCACGAGAAAGACCCUUACUUGGUUAUCCCAGAGGGCGAAGACGAGGAGGAGCGGGAGGAGCUGCAGAUUCUGCCUACGGAUAACUUGCUUCUGGCCGCCAAGGUGGAGGAUGAAGUGGCUCAUCUGGAGGUGUAUGUGUACGAGGACGAGGCCGACAAUCUCUACGUCCACCACGAUGUCAUGCUUCCUGCCAUCCCGCUCUGCGUUGAAUGGCUCGACUUUCCCGUUGGACGGGGCACGGAAGGCCGCAGCACAGGCAACUUCGUCGCUGUUGGAACGAUGGAGCCGGAUAUCGAGAUCUGGGAUCUUGACAUUGUCGACUGCAUGUACCCCAAUGCUAUUCUGGGCCAAGGUGGAUCGGAAAACAGUGAACUGAAGAAGCCCAAAAAGAAGAAGAAGACCAAGGCAAACGACGAGUUCCACGUUGAUUCCGUGCUGGCUCUGGCUGCCAACCGUCAGCACCGCAAUCUGCUGGCUUCCGCAUCGGCCGACAAGACCGUCAAGCUCUGGGACCUGAAUACGGCCAAGUGCGCCAAGUCGUACACCCACCACACGGACAAGGUCUGCGCACUUGACUGGCAUCCCCAGGAAUCGACUGUCCUUUUGAGCGGCAGUUACGACCGAACCAUUGUGGCUGCUGAUAUGCGAGCACCUGAGGCUCAGGGCGCACGAUGGGGAGUCGAGUCGGACGUCGAAACUGUGCGAUGGGACCUACACGACCCCAACUUCUUCUACGUCACAACGGACGGAGGAAUGGUUUACCGCUACGAUAUCCGAAACGCGCCUGCGACCCCUCAGCAGUCCAAGGCACAGUGGUCGCUCCAGGCACACGACUCGUCUGUGUCGUCAUUUGACAUCAACCCCACGAUUCCCGGAUUCCUCGUGACAGGAUCGACCGACAAGGAAGUCAAGCUUUGGAACGUUGAGAACAACAAGCCCAGCAUGGUGGUAUCGCGGAAACUGGACGUCGGCAAGGUCUUCUCGACCACGUUCGCGCCCGACCAGGAGGUGAGCUUCCGAUUGGCCGUGGCCGGCAGCAAGGGCACUGUCCAGAUCUGGGACACGUCGACCAACGGCGCGGUGCGUCGGGCGUUUGUGGGACGCAUGCCGUCCUUGGAGGGCGAGGUGAAGGAGCGGAUGAUCGGUCUCAACCAGGACGACAGCGAUUCCGACGACGACGAGGAACCCGCGGGGGAGGAUGCGGGACCGGGUGGAGAGCAGGACGGAUGGGAAUCAAUGGAAGAGGAUUAAAAAGAAUAUAUACAUAAAAAACAGAAAAAGGAAGGACACCAAAACCAAGAAAAAGGAAGGAAGGACAAACAAAAUGGGAUGGUUAACUAGCAUUUUGAGAUACCCGGUUCUGUUCGGUCAAAACACACAAAGUCUGUGGUUGUAGUAGUCAGUAUGGUGAGCCGUUGAAGAAGUCGUGGAUGAGUAAAUUUUCGCAUGGACAAAUAAUGGCAUAUAUGGUAUUUUACAUUUCAUCAUACUUUAGUUCAACAGAGCCAUCAUUUAUGAGUAGUAUAGGUAAAUAGGUAUCAUCUCUUUUAUCUGAGUUUCUUCCACAAUUCGUAUGAAAUACCUCAGAGUAGAUCUCUGGAAUCGUACUAGUAGUAGGGGAAAGAAAAAAAAAAGCCAAAUAUCAAGAAUCUCAUUCUCCUAUCGCGUGUCAUAUUAUAGGGAAUGGCUUA